This is a messenger RNA of Cyprinodon variegatus (sheepshead minnow), 490 nucleotides long. RefSeq names its product folylpolyglutamate synthase, mitochondrial-like. The record is from RefSeq and is a predicted model, not a curated record. Lineage: Eukaryota; Metazoa; Chordata; Actinopteri; Cyprinodontiformes; Cyprinodontidae. The transcript is spliced from 4 exons. Gene Ontology annotation, molecular function: ATP binding; tetrahydrofolylpolyglutamate synthase activity. Gene Ontology annotation, cellular component: mitochondrion; cytosol; cytoplasm. Gene Ontology annotation, biological process: tetrahydrofolylpolyglutamate biosynthetic process. The coding region runs from base 45 to 470 and encodes 141 amino acids.
AGCCCGGCGUUCCUGCGUUUACAGUCCGGCAGCCGGAGGACGCCAUGGCCGUCCUGAGGGACCGAUCCAGAGAGAUACAGUGUCCUCUCUGGGUGUGUCCCGACCUGGACCAAUACCCCACAGACUCUGGACCUUUACAGCUGGGCCUGGCUGGACAGCACCAGCGGUCCAACGCCUCCCUGGCGCUGCAGCUGAGCCACACCUGGCUGCAGAGGAGAUGUGGACCAGAUCAAAGCUGCUCUCCUCUCCUGGAUCCAGAGAACAGCUCUAUAGCCCAGGCAGCGUCUUUCAAACCCAGCCCUGUCAUGGUGAAAGGCCUGGCGAGCACAGAGUGGGCCGGCAGGACGCAGACUCUCAGACACGGAGCGCUGACCUACUUCCUGGACGGGGCUCACACCAGGCGCAGCAUGCAAGCCUGCGUCCAGUGGUUCAGAGAGACCGCCGCCCAACACGAGAGGAAUGCCAGGUGAGCAGGGCGGGACCAAAGCUC